CACCUCCCCAUGUUACAACUUCCCCUCUACCUGUCCCUACCUUCCCCACAUUUUAUAAAACCCCAUAUCCCUCCCUUCCCUCUCCUUCAGUCCCUCAUAACAUCCUUUCAUUUUCUCCCUCAUUGUGCCAUUCCAAUUACACCUUCUUAUCCAUUUUACUAUCAGUCCUUUCCUUUGUUAACAUACCCUUUCUCCAAAUCACACUUUUCCUGUUAAGCACACAUAAUAGCAAGGCACCAAAAUGUGCAGUUCCAAGGCCAAAGUGACUCUAGGCAUAGAAGCCACCACUACAACCACAACCACAACAAUACCUCCUGUGGCUAGAAUCAAUGGCAGGCCAGUGCUUCAACCAACUUGCAACCGUGUUCCAAACCUUGAAAGGAGGAAUUCAAUUAAGAAAGUGGCACCAAAGUCACUUUCUCCACCAUCACCACCACUUCCAAAUAAGACCUUAUUGACACCCCCAGUUUCUCCAAAGUCCAAGUCCCCAAGGCUUCCAGCAAUAAAGAGAGGCAAUGACAAUAAUGGGCUGAAUUCAAGUUCUGAAAAGGUUGUGAUCCCAAGAAACUCCACAAAGACUCCAACUUUGGAGAGAAAGAAGUCCAAAAGCUUUAAGGAAGGGUCAUGUGGUGCUGCAAUCCUUUCUGCAUCUAUCGAGGCUUCAUUGAGUUAUUCUUCCUCUUUGAUCACUGACUCUCCAGGGAGCAUAGCUGCUGUGAGGAGGGAACAAAUGGCACUGCAGCAAGCACAAAGGAAAAUGAAGAUUGCCCAUUAUGGAAGAUCAAAGUCCGCAAAGUUUGAAAGAGUUGUUCCUCUUGAUCCUUCAACCACAAGUCUUACAUCAAAGCCAAAUGAAGAGGAGAAGAGAUGCAGCUUUAUCACAGCCAAUUCAGAUCCCAUCUAUAUUGCUUAUCAUGAUGAGGAAUGGGGAGUUCCAGUUCAUGAUGACAAGAUGUUGUUUGAACUUUUAGUUCUAAGUGGUGCUCAAGUUGGAUCUGAUUGGACCUCAACCUUGAAGAAACGCCUAGAUUUCAGGGCUGCAUUUUCAGAAUUUGAUGCAGAAACUGUGGCCAACUUGACUGAUAAACAAAUGAUGUCAAUUAGUUCUGAGUAUAGCAUUGAUAUAAGCAGAGUCCGAGGAGUUGUUGAUAAUGCUAACCAAAUUUUAGAGAUUAAGAAAGACUUUGGUUCAUUUGACAAGUACAUUUGGGGGUUUGUCAAUCAUAAAUCCAUCUCCACUCAAUACAAGUUUGGCCACAAGAUUCCAGUGAAGACAUCAAAAUCAGAGAGCAUAAGCAAAGACAUGGUCAGAAGGGGCUUUAGGUUUGUUGGUCCAACAGUGGUGCAUUCAUUCAUGCAAGCAGCUGGACUCACCAAUGACCACUUAAUCACUUGUCACAGGCACUUGCAAUGCACCUUGUUGGCAUCUCGCCCUCAUUGUACCAUAGAGCCCUCUCUAUAGAUCCAAUUUCAACUCAGAAAUAAGGAACAAGAGAUUGACCCUGAAGAGCUCAAGACAUAAAAGAGUUAUUAUGUAUGCUGAAGAGCAUAUGUAAUGUGGCUAACUAUAGUUUACUUUUAAGUUAAAUGUUGUGUAUAAUAUUAGAUAGGACAAAAAGGUUUCUCUGAUUUGUGAGAUGUUGUGAGAAUUUUUAAUGAUAGUUUGAGUGUGCUUUUCAUUGCAUAAUUAAAGAAAAAAAAAAGAUGAUUAUUAGAGAGAAGAAAAAGGCUUAGGAUGGUGUUAUUAAGUGGUGGGAGGCUUAGGGAACAGUCAGCAUGUGCAUGUGCAAUUAGGAGGCAAGGGCAUGUGUGGUGUCAGUUUGCUUUCUAGACCAUGUGACCCAUCAGACUUUGCAUUAUUUGGUUCCCUUUAACAGCCUGUGUGGGAUACUUGUAGAGGGGUGUGUAGGACCACCUUCCCCCUCCUUUCCUUCUCUUGCUUUGUUUAUG
Molecule: messenger RNA, 1950 nt
Organism: Abrus precatorius (Indian licorice)
Lineage: Eukaryota; Viridiplantae; Streptophyta; Magnoliopsida; Fabales; Fabaceae
Product: probable GMP synthase [glutamine-hydrolyzing]
Exons: 5
Coding region: 242-1462 (406 amino acids)
Biological process (GO): base-excision repair
Molecular function (GO): DNA-3-methyladenine glycosylase activity
Source: RefSeq, a predicted model, not a curated record